Messenger RNA from Penicillium salamii, 1560 nucleotides. The record is from the annotation of a GenBank genome assembly. NCBI's taxonomy places the organism in Eukaryota, Fungi, Ascomycota, Eurotiomycetes, Eurotiales, Aspergillaceae.
AUGGCUGAAGCGAGUCUUUUCAUCAAACACGAAUCCGACGAUCAUAUCAACCCUUUCAUGAUGUCGCACUCUGGUUACUCCAUGGGUAACCAGUUCGGCAACCACCCCAACGAGGGCGUGGACCCCUCCGAUUUGACCGUGCAGCAGCAGAAUGGUUUCAUGCCCUACCCUUAUGGCUCACAACAAAACAUGUCCAACAGCUUCAACUUUGGAAACUCUGGCAUCGACACGGAUGAGCUGCUGGAUCUGGAAAUCACCGGCCAGAAUGGUCACCAGCGGGAUAACAUGAACUACCUCCAAGACCAGUCCGCUGGUGGUAUCGCCAUGAGCCACCAGAGCCAGAUGUCACACAUGUACUCAAACACACCCGACAAUGCGCCGAUGGCUAGUCCUUUCGUCCAAAACAGCUUCGGCUUUGACCAAUAUCGGAUGAACCAGCAGAACCCGCACAUCCAGAAUGCGAGCUCUUUCGACCAGACAUACCUUGGCACUAAGCGCCAGAGUCUACAAGGAAUGGAUCGUACUUCAUCCGACGGCCGCAGUCCCAUGACACCCAAGACACCAGCGUUGGGUUCCUUGACUCUGGGUACCCCCGACUCUGGCAGUUUCCCCUCUCAACCAAUUCGCACCGGACUGCAAGCCCGCCACCAAAAGACUCUGUCUAACCAGUGGGACGGGACACCCGGUAGCGCACAGUCAUAUGUUGAAUCUUCUCCCAUCUCUUCACCCCCAGGUCAUCAAUCCCACCAUGCCGGCAUCUCCGAGAUCAUUAAAUCUGGUAAACAUGCUUCAUUGCCUGCCAAGGUCGACACCCAUCUUCCUGGUAGUGGGGACCUUGAAUCCCAGGAAGCCAAGCGCCGACGCCGCCGUGCAUCACACAACCUGGUGGAGCGCCGACGCCGCGACAACAUCAACGAACGGAUCCAGGAUUUGUCACACCUGGUCCCACAGCACCGACUGGAAGACGACAAGGUCCGAAAGCAACUUGUGAACACCAGCGCUCUCUCUAUGGCCGGUGCAGGCGGAAGCGCCGCCACAUCCCUCCUCGCCGGGGGCAACGGCCGCCGCGCGACGCCUGGCAAUAUCACCAUGGGACUUCCUAUUGAAGAGAAGGAAAAAGGACCCAACAAGGGCGACAUCCUCAAUGGUGCCGUCAGCUGGACUCGGGAUUUAAUGUGGGCCCUGCACGUCAAGUACCAACAAGAAGCGGAGCUAGCCGAGCAGAUCGCCAAUCUAGGUGGAACCUGGCCCUUCGAACCCACCGAGGAUGAGAAGCGCAUGCGUAGCGAGAUUCUCGACGCUCUCGAGAAGAAUGACCCUGCUUCCUUCAGCUAUACCCGUGGACCAGGCAGUGGUCUCCGCGUCCCCAAGCACACCAACAUCGCCGGCGAUGCUGUCCAAGGUGGCGACAUGUCCGGCUUGACCCCUCCCAGCCUGAGCCCCUCAUUCCACAGUGGUGCCAGCAGUGCCAACGGUGCCGGUCAACCUCAGUACUGGAACAGUGCUGGCCAUCAUGCCAUGAGCUUCAAGGAAGAGGAUGAAUAUGGCAUGGAGAUUUAG